AGAAUUAAAUUUAUAGCUUUUGAACCUAUUGCUCACUGCCUCACUCUACAUAAACCCUCCCCCUCAUCUCUCGUCUCUCUCACCUUAGGGUUUUGCAGAAAUGGCGACUCGUUAUCUGACUCGUUCCUUAUUCACUGCUCUCUCUCGCUCAUACACUUCUCUUUCUCUCUCUACACCUCCUCCCUCUCUCUCUUCUUUUUCUCUCCUCCGUCUUCGACCGCUUAUUGCCGUCACAGCUGUCAACCUCCGCAGCGUCUCUCCGGCGGUAGCAACCUCCUUUCGAGGGUUUGCGACUCGGCAAACGUCGUCGUCUUUAAAUGACCCGAACCCGAACUGGUCCAACCGUCCCCCGAAGGAGACGAUCCUACUUGAUGGAUGUGAUUUUGAGCACUGGCUUGUUGUGAUGGAGAAACCUGAGGGUGAUCCUACCAGAGAUGAAAUCAUCGAUAGCUACAUCAAAACUCUGGCUAAAGUUGUUGGAAGCGAGGAAGAAGCAAGAAUGAAGAUAUACUCUGUCUCGACAAGACAUUACUAUGCAUUUGGAGCUCUUGUAUCCGAAGAACUUCAUUACAAGCUAAAAGAACUGCCCAGGGUUAGCUGGGUGCUUCCUGAUUCCUUCCUGGAUGUUAAGAAUAAAGAUUACGGAGGGGAACCUUUUAUCAAUGGGCAGGCUGUACCAUACGACCCAAAGUACCACGAGGAGUGGGUAAGAAACAAUGCCCGAGCUAAUGAGAGGAACAGGCGCAAUGACCGACCUCGUAACUUUGAUAGGUCCAGAAAUUUUGAGAGAAGAAGAGAGAUGCAGAACACUGGAUCCAACAUGGGUGGUGGACCUCCCAAUAUGACGAAUGCGCCAACCCCAAACAUGGGUGGGAUGCAGCAGCCUAACAUGGGUGGGAGGCAUCAGCCUAGCAUGGGAGGACCACAGCAGCCCAAUAUGGGAGGUGCACCUCAUAACUACGGUGGAGCGCCUCCCAAUAACUAUGGUGGAGCGCCAAACAAUCCAAAUAAUUUUCAAUACAAUAGUGGACAAAGCAACGGAGGCAUGCCUUACCAAACAGGUCCAGGACCAAACCAGAAUUAUGCUUCAAAUACAUCUGGUGGAAACCCUUAUCAGAAUCCAAACAUGCCUGGAAGAGAUAUGCCCCCUCCAAAUCAGAACUAUGCUCCGAAUACGGCUGGUGGAAACCCUUAUCAGAAUCAAAACAUGCCUGGAAGAGAUAUGCCCCCUCGAAAUUAUCAAUAGGCUGAUAUAGAUAAGUAUGAACUUUGUAUUUCCAGAGUUCUGUUUCACGAAAUGAGAACAUAGCUAUGGUGUGCUUGAUAGGAUGUUGCUGCGUGUAAUAGUUGAAUGUGCAAAACUUAUAUGCUUUGUGAGUAUGCAAUGUCAAGGUGUUCUCAUCCUAUUGCAUCCUCUAUGUUGACAUG
Nicotiana tabacum (common tobacco) is the source of this 1428-nucleotide messenger RNA. RefSeq names its product multiple organellar RNA editing factor 8, chloroplastic/mitochondrial. Gene Ontology annotation, cellular component: mitochondrion. Lineage: Eukaryota; Viridiplantae; Streptophyta; Magnoliopsida; Solanales; Solanaceae. The record is from RefSeq and is a predicted model, not a curated record. Gene Ontology annotation, biological process: cytidine to uridine editing; mitochondrial mRNA modification.